Molecule: messenger RNA, 882 nt
Organism: Rotaria sordida
Lineage: Eukaryota; Metazoa; Rotifera; Eurotatoria; Philodinida; Philodinidae
Source: the annotation of a GenBank genome assembly
AUGAGUGAUCGAAAUACUGAAUAUAUUCUUAUACGAAAUCGAAAACCAAAAAAAUCAAGACAGCAUUAUUAUGAUGAAGAUGCUAAUUAUGAUGAUGAUGAAGAUGAUGAUGAUGAUUCACAAAUAUAUGCUCGAUUAGUUCCAAGAAAACCACGUAAAGAACAACGUAUUAAAUACAUUUCAAAUGAUGAAAAUGAUUUCGAUUAUCGAAGACAAAUAAGUGAUUCUAAAAUACGAACGCGAAAAAAAACAAAUGGUAAUCAAAUUAUACUUAAUGAAGGUGAUAUAAUAAAAGUAAUACGAAAUAGUCGUACACCUUCUCCAUUACCUAUUGAACGUGGACGAUUAAAAUCUCGUCCUCGUGUAUCUCAAUCAGUUUUUUAUGAAACAUCUUCUGGUCAUUUAAUUUCACGUCCAUUUAAAAAAAAUACUUCACCAACGAAAAAAACUCAAGUUGUUUAUGCUGAUGAUGAACCAACAAGAGUUAUUAAAAAAGUUAUUAUUGAUCCUCGAACAGGUGAUCGUGAAACAAUUUAUAAAAAAGAUAAACCUAAAAAACAACAAAAAUAUUAUAUGCCACAACAUCCAAAUGAAAUAUUAUUUGAUUCUGAUGAUGAUGAUGAUGAUGAUGAUUAUGAGCAAUACCCAAAACAAUAUGUUAAAUUAUCAAAACAUCGAAAUGUUUCAACAGAAGUAUUACCAAGACGUGAAUCAUCACCAAAAUAUAUUAUGAUUAAAAAAAAAGUUGAUUCUGAACCUGCUUAUACUUUAACAUCAAAAAUGCCAUCAAUAAAAACUAAUCGUCGAGUUGUAUAUGAAAUACCAACUAAAAAAUCAUUAGCAAAUUAUGUCUAUUCAUCUAAUGGAAAAUAUUAUAAAUAA